AGCUAAUAAUUAUACUCUCCGCGACGGAGUGCAGAAUUUGAUGACGUAGACAUUGUUUGUUUUGACGCAGUGUGCGCACAAAAUAAACAUACGCUGUGUAUAAUUCAUUUCCAGAGAAGUUAAGUUUCAUUUUGCGAUUUACUGAGAAUGAAUUACAUCUAUCUUUUUGCAGUUUUUAUUUUGGUUAUUUAUCGAGUUGAGGGAGAAACUCGUUUAAAUCCUAGAGGCAACAAUGUUUGCAAACUGGUAACUUCGUAUACUGCUCUAGCAAGUACGAAGACAUCGUACAGCAUUAAAACACCGUAUAAAACAUGUUGCAAGAGAAUCGUGUUUUGUGUGAAGAGGUGCACUAAGUUUAGAAAUAAGAAGAUCUAUUACAAGAAGACACGUAUUACUGCGAAGUUAAACACGACAUAUCGUUGUUGUAAAGGUUAUGAACGAACGCACCCAAGUCAUACACAAUGUUUAAAACCAAUAUGUAUAAAAGGAUGCGAUGUGGGAUCGUGCGUCGCACCCAACAUAUGCCAGAUGACGUAUGACUCCAGACUUGGAUUUAAAGAAAGCGUGAAAUUGCCAGAACGAUGUGGUGGCCAUUUUGAAAAAGCGAGCGGAAAGAUUGCUUUACAUGGGAACACAACUCAUCCCAUUUAUCGGACACGACUAUGCCGGUGGACGAUACGGAUUCAAAAUGGUAGCAAAGCCACGUUCCAAUUUAUUAGUUUCCAUUUUCACAACGGGACAAGUUGUGCCGAAAGCGUCAUAACUGUUCGACAAGAAAACGCGAGAAUUUUUUUCUUUUGUAGUAUCAACGCACCUAAUAGUCAAAAUAAACUUGUUCUUGGGGCCGGAGUUUGGACCAUCGAGGCAGUUCAAAAUAAUUGGAAAGAACGUGAUGGAUUUGAAAUCACAUUUGAAUCCAAAAAAAAGAACGGUGUUUAACCAUAGCACCAUAACUUUGACCUUUCUCUACACAGGGUUCCCAAUCUUUUUUCAAAUCAAAACAGUAGGAGAAUUUUCAUUGGUACUAAAAAAACAGGCGCUCCACGAAGGUUGGUGAUAUGUGGUCAAAGCACAAAAAGAAUUUACUUACUCGACCAUUAAACUUUGAAGAAAUUCCAGCCUGAUCUUCUCUUUCCCUUUGACGGGGAAGAGGUAUGAAAAUCUUUUCAGUUUUUAUCAUGUAUAUAAUUUUCCUCAAAGUUUCAAUUCUCUUUAAUUUUGACAUUUAAAAACAGACCGGCAACCCUGUAUAAUUUGUAACAAACAUUUUUUAUUCUCAAACACAGAAUUUGAUAUCGUAAAACAUACAUAACAAAGACAAGCAUUCUAGUUGAAGAAAAACAUUUACAAUUACAAAAUAUUAACCUGCUAUGUACAAUCCAACUUUAAAAUUAUAAUAAAAGAUGACGACAUUUUACAAAUGUCCUAUUUGCUUCGA
Messenger RNA from Hydractinia symbiolongicarpus, 1438 nucleotides. RefSeq lists its product as uncharacterized. Lineage: Eukaryota; Metazoa; Cnidaria; Hydrozoa; Anthoathecata; Hydractiniidae. Gene Ontology annotation, molecular function: protein binding. The transcript is spliced from 5 exons. Bases 148 to 939 code for a protein of 263 amino acids. The record is from RefSeq and is a predicted model, not a curated record.